AUGCUAUUUGGUAACUUAUUUCACAAGGGUAAUCAUCAGCAAGCUCCUGGUUUGCUGGAAAACAAAAAUGACUCCAAAGAUGAUUCCAAACCUUUUAUUGAUUUAUCUGUUGAUUUAACACCAGAAGAAAUCGCACGACGUGAGCAUUGGUGGUUCAAGCUCAGAAUUUUCUUGUGGGAUUCAGCUGAUAAGCAUCCAUCUGAAAGAUGGUUUUUGUUCAAGUUGGAUUUCUUUUUACUUAGUUCUGCUAUGUUGGGUUAUUUUAUCAAAACUUUGAAUCAAAACAAUAUUGCAACCGCUUAUGUUAAUGGUAUGAGUGAGCAUUAUAACAUGGCAAAUAUCAGCUAUAUUAUUGGACAAAUUCCUUCCAAUUUAAUUUUACACAGAAUCUCAGCAAGAUAUUAUUUAGGUGGUUUAGAAUUUAUUUGGGCUCUUUUAACUGUUGUUCAAGCUACUGCUGAUAGCCUAACCCAAAUGUAUGUCAUCCGUUUUUUCAUAGGUUUAACUGAAGCUGGGUUCUUUCCAGGUAUGGAAUAUCUUAUUGGUUCCUGGUAUUCUCCAGCAGAAAUAAACAAAAGAGCAUCUCUAUUUGCAUGUGCUGGUAUUGCAGCAUCAAUGGUGUCAGGUCCUUUGCAACAAGCUGUUUUGACUGGUGUAGCAAAAACUCAUAAAAAAUAUAAGGCCUUUCAAUGGUUGUUCAUUGUGGAUUCUAUCAUUUCAUUUCCAAUUGCAUUCUAUACGAUGGCAGUUGAUCCAAAUACUCCAUCUACUACAACAGCUCCCUAUUUUACUAAACAGGACAAAUUGAUCGCUAAGGAAAGAAGGAGAAGAAUCAGUGCUCAAUUAAACACCAGACAAAAGUACACUUUAAAAAAAAUUAAAACAUUUUUCAACACAUGGCAUAUCUGGGUUUUCCCAGUUCUUUUCUUGGCCUAUAAUAACACUUGUACUGCUAUAAACCAACCAACAUUUACUACUUGGAUGAAAUACGAUCUUGGAUUAUCUCCAGCUAAAUAUAACAUUUAUCCAACUGCUUUAUUUGGUGCUGGUAUCGGUUUUACAAUUGUGAUUUCUUAUAUCACAGAUUAUACCAAAAACAGAUUAAACGUAUUUUUUGUUCAAGCUUACUUUAUUUGUGUUUUAAUCGGUUCUGCUUUGCUUGCACAUUGGAACAUUCCAGUUGGGUUACACUGGUUUUGUUAUUUCUUAAUUGGUGUUCCCACUGCUUGGGGCCAACCUCAAAUUUUUUCUUGGGUUAAUAAAUUAUUGAGAUAUGAUGAUAUGAAAAGAAAUUUCAUCGUCGUUUGCACAAACACAUUAGCUUACGUUACUGGUGCUUGGGUGCCCAAUCUUGUUUGGAACACAAAUUAUCAGCCUGAAUAUUUUGUUGGUUUCUCUUACAACGCUACUCUCUGUGGUUUAGGUAUUAUUUUCACUGUUUUAGCUACUUAUUAUACCAAUAGAGAUGCCAAAAAUGGUAGAUAUUAUUUGGAUGAAAAAAAAGAGGAAGAAGUUACCAGCAGCGGUUCAUCAAAUGUUUAG
Ascoidea rubescens DSM 1968 is the source of this 1542-nucleotide messenger RNA. RefSeq names its product MFS general substrate transporter. The coding region runs from base 1 to 1542 and encodes 513 amino acids. Gene Ontology annotation, biological process: transmembrane transport. The record is from RefSeq and is a predicted model, not a curated record. The transcript has 3 exons. Gene Ontology annotation, cellular component: membrane. NCBI's taxonomy places the organism in Eukaryota, Fungi, Ascomycota, Saccharomycetes, Ascoideales, Ascoideaceae. Gene Ontology annotation, molecular function: transmembrane transporter activity.